AUGGCGUCGCUUCGGUCGGCGGAACGACGCAACUGUCGACUUUACGUGAAUAAAGCUCUUAAUUGCGACCUGCAGGCAGUUGCGAAAGCUGCUCCAGCCAAACACACACACACACACACAGCCUCGGUUAAAGAGUUUGCCGUCCGACGAGGAGAUGCGUGCAUGUCGACCCAUCAGAAGACAACCCGGAUCCCCUUUGGUCUGGCGCUCCUCGAGGCCAUCUGCUCUGUUUCCGGCCACAAUGUACCGGCAGCACAGACCAACAAACACAAGCACAUGUACGCACAUGUUUCUGCAUUCAAUCGCCAUGCGCCAAGUAAACCAACCUUUACACCUCGAAAGUAUUUCGCGGUUGCGAGUAUGCGCAAGCGGCGCAGGAGAAAGGUCCACUUUGUUGUGAAAAUGUCUAUCGGGCGGAGUGACACAAGAAGCGAAAAAACUGGCAACCCGAAAGUGCCAGACCGAACCAAAUCGCUUCGGUCGUCUCCAUUUUGGAGAGACACGCAUGCAUUUCCUCUUGACACACACACAUUCCUCCAAAAUGCAAUUCCUCACUCCUCUUCUCCUCGCAUCACACCCGCCUUCACAUCCCGUCUCCUCGGCAUACACACACACAACCAUAUCCUGUCGGCUUUAGCCAAUUUCACACCUUCCCCCACAGAUUGUAUGAGCCACGAUCCGCGGUGCUAUGAGCACACGCAAGCAAGUGAGGCCAUUUGCCAUUUUGCGCUAAAGGUCCAGUGCAGAUUGAGACAAAACGUUCGCUUUGCCAACUUUGUGCAUCACUUAACCUCGUUGUCUUUCGUGAACUCCGUCUCUAAGGCCUUUAAUCAAACCGAAAUGCUGCUCUUUUCGGCCUCACCAACCCAGGUGACCUCACUUUUGGUAGCUUUCUUGCGCUCGAGGUCACCGUUUCGCAUAGUCCACCAUCACAAGAUGCUGCUCAUCCUUUUACUUGACUUGCAAAUAGACCCUAGAAAGAUCUUUUAG
Molecule: messenger RNA, 990 nt
Organism: Protopolystoma xenopodis
Lineage: Eukaryota; Metazoa; Platyhelminthes; Monogenea; Polystomatidea; Polystomatidae
Source: the annotation of a GenBank genome assembly